Molecule: messenger RNA, 8333 nt
Organism: Penaeus vannamei (Pacific white shrimp)
Lineage: Eukaryota; Metazoa; Arthropoda; Malacostraca; Decapoda; Penaeidae
Source: RefSeq, a predicted model, not a curated record
GGCCAGCUGACUGUAAACAAUCCGUGUUGGCAGAUCCCUAAUGUCUGGCAGUUCCAUCGCCGUCUGUCAGGAUGGCCAGCCCUCGCACACGUCGGGUCCUUGCCGAAAUUAAGCCCAAAGAUGAGAAUAGUCAAUGCUUUGAAUGUGGAACCCAUAAUCCACAAUGGUCGUCUGUAACCUAUGGGAUAUGGAUUUGUCUGGAAUGCUCAGGAAAACACAGAGGCCUUGGAGUGCACUUGUCCUUUGUCAGGUCUAUAACUAUGGACAAGUGGAAGGACAUAGAACUUGAGAAGAUGAAGGUUGGUGGAAACAGGAAAGCCAAGGAUUUCCUCUUUAGUCAAUCAGAUUACGAUCAUCAGGCCCCACUGCAACAGAAGUAUAACACCCGAGCUGCUGCUCUCUACAGAGAUAAGAUCACUUCUUUAGCCCAAGGGAAAUCAUGGAGUGUAGAAUCUUCACAGGCAAAAAACCACCAAUCGACAACAAUCCCAAAGUCAGUCUCUACGCCAGCAUUCAAGUCAGGAGGACAGAAUAGCUAUGCAUCCAAUGGCUAUGGUUACGGUGGUGGUGGUGGAGGUGGGGGGGGUGGGGCUACCAAGACUACCAAGGAGGAUACCAAGGAGGCUUCACCGACCCCAGUUUGAAGACCGACUGAAGCUUUCUUUGAACGCAUCCAAAAUGAGAAUGCCAGCAGGCCAGAGAAUCUGCCACCAUCCCAAGGAGGGCGGUACACUGGAUUUGGAAACUGCCCCAACCCUCCACCAAAGAGUGCCUCUACUGAGUUUUUUGAUACCGCUUUGUCAUCUCUUACAUCAGGCUGGUCUUUACUCUCUGUUGGUGCUACGAAAGUUGCUGGGAAGGCCAUGGAGUAUACAAACAUUGCAUCAGAGAAAGCAGCUGAAUACAGUCACACCAUCAGUGAUAAAGUCCGGGAGGGAAAGCUGGUGGACGAAAUAUCAUCUCAGGCUGCAGCGUUGGGACAGAAGGUCUCAGAGGUGUCACGACGAGGAUGGAAUGAAGCUUCAAAGGUAUUAAACACUGGAGGGUCAGGAGGGACUCUGGCCUUAACUGGGGGUUCUGGUGGGCCCCAUGAACGCUCCUCACUCCUCCUGGGUCCUGGAGAUGGUUAUCAGCGCCUUGAUAAUGCGAGGAAGGAAGAUGCUCAGACUGGACUGGGCCUUGACCUUGACCCUGAACAGACUUCCAGGAAUAGUGAACUAGCCCCCGAGGAUGACUCCAGCAUGUGGGAGAAGGGGAGAUCAAGUGAUGGCUGGGGUGAUGACAACUGGAGCAACGAUUGGGGAAGUGGGAACAACAGCUUAACGACUUCUCCCACUCAAGGCGGAAGAAAUUCAGCUACUCCAUCCCCUAAUGCCCGUGCCUCUAAAACAAAUUCACACAGCAGCAGUAGUGGAAAGAUGAAGGCUUCAAAAAGCAAAGAGAGUUCUCAGGAGCAGCAGCUUUUAGUGGACCUUGGCAAUGACAGCGGGAACAACAGCAAAGGUCACACGUGGGACAAUUGGGAUGACGACUGGGAGAAGGUCGACGGACAGUGAAACCACUUUGAGACUGUUCAGAAUUAGUUUUUAAGAUUCCCAAAAAAUCAUAUAUACAUAUAUAUAAAUGCGUGUGGUCUUCAUAUCUUGCAAUUUCAUUUUUUGCAGUCACUGUUCAGCUGCAGUUAUCAUUGAUUUCGUGUAUUAUAAAAGAGCUCCUGAGAGGGUAAUUCAGCUCAUGAAAUCUCAUCUUUAUGUAUGUCAAGUUUUUUUUUAAAGCUCCAUUGCAGUCCUUGAUCCGUUCUUAUUUUUAGUUAUUUUCCUUUACUGGUGCAAACAAGAAGCAAAGGACGGAAAAAAAUUAAGGGGCAAAACUUAAAUAUGAUGAACUUCAGUUUCACAAUGAGUUGAGGAAUAGUUGAUUGAUAUUUUAGUUUCCAUGAAGCAUAUAUAGUUGAUGUUUGAGGAAAGAUAGUAUUGUGUGCUUCUGUGUGAGGAAGAUUCAAAAUCGGGAAAGUAGUGCUGUAUACGGAGAUAAGAAAAGAUCAUUUAUGAUUGAAUGACCAUGGACUUUAAGUACUUUCCAAUUUUUAAAAAGGAGACAUUGAUAUUGUCUGUAUUGAUAACCAGAUGAGGGAACCCAUUGUAUAUUUUAUGGUUAUAGAACAAGGAUGUUUUACUAUUAAGUUAAUAUAUAUUUUUUAGAUUGUGUAAUUUUUUUUUUUUUUUUGAGAUGUUAAAAUAUCUGUACUUCUUGUAGUGAGUCUUUUUCAUAUAAACUGUUGUUUAUUCCUACUAUUGAAUUAUCUGAUCAUAUCCCUUUUUUUAAGUAUUGAUUUUGUGGUACCAUUGUAUGAUUUUUGAUAAUAGGUUUCCAGGGAACUUGGUCUUUUGAUUAUUACCACCUUUGUUUGAGAUAAGUUUUUAAUAUUCCAUUAUUAUGUAUCAAAGAAAUAAUUUCUUGCACAUCUGUUGGAGGAAAUGAGAAUGAGAUUUCUGUCAUAGAUUCUAAGUUUGGUGGCAGGAUGUAUUCCAAGUUCAUUUCCUUCACCCACGUGGGCUGCCAUUUCAGUAACAGUACUCAUUGGGCAGUAAAAAACAAAAACAAAAAAUUAUGUUGGUGGUGGAGGCAGUUUGGUUGAUGGGUGAGACACUUUUGUUUUUUCACACCUAAGUAGUUAUUAAAAGCUUACUUGAAAUUAUGGCAUGCCAGUGAGAAGACUUUGAUUUCAGGAAACUCAUGGCAUAUAAUUUAUUUGAUUAUUUUGGUUUAAUAGGCUUUGUAGUUUUUUUCAUUUUAGCCCGCAUGUUAAUGGCAUAUAAUCAUAUCCAAUUUUGUAUAUGAAUGGCUGAUCGGUAAAUGAUGGUCUUCAAGGACUAAUGUGACAGGUGAAUGAUUAUUUUAUGAUUUUGUGCCUGAGAUUUGUGUGCAGUUUACCAUUUUCUUUCACAUAACUGCUUUCUAUCACAUCUUGCUUUCAAGUUCGUAUUAGUUUUUGGUUUGUUUGCCUUGUUAACUGGAGUCAUUGGGUCUGUUACUGAAAAAAUACUAUCCAUUGAAAUUCCAGUUGUUGACAGUGUGUAUGAUACUAAUGAAUGAAUGACUGUCAGGAAUAUGGAAGAUCAACCAUGAUAAUAUUUGAAUAAUGAGGACUUUUAUAUUGGACAAUAAGAGAUUGAAGAUGAAAUAUUUAAUGAAAUAAACUAGACCUAUAACAAACUCAUGAAAGCGAAUUUUCAGAGUGAUAAUCAAAGCUCAAGUUUAUCCAUGAUGUGGAUAAUGAUCACAGUGUACGUGGGAAAGACUGCAAACAUAAAGUGAUACUCAGGAACAGUUUUACAAAUACUUCAGAAGAAAAGACAAAUUCUGUGAGUUAAAAAAUUCACAGAUUGAAAAGAGACCAUGUCUUAUAUUUCAGUUCAAGUAGACUUUUCAGGAAAGUAUCAAUUUGUUUAGCCACACAGUUUUUUUUUUCCCUUUAUGGCAGCAGUUGUAUUAUUAUCUUGUAUCAGAUCAGAUACUUGCCUAGAACUCUAUACUUGACAGUUUUGAUGGUGAUAUUUCAGAGGAUUGUAGGAAGGGAAUGUAUACUGAAAGAUUUGAUUGAGUACAUUGAUACUGUAUCAAUAGAAACAAGUAUUCCAUUGGAACUGUUUUGUUUUUCAGAGUAUUGAAACAAAUGGGUAUCAAGAUCAUAGUCAAAGAGAUUUUAACCUGAAGGUACAGGGAACCAUACAGUCUACUAUUGUUUUCUUUUGUGAUGUGUAUACUAAUUGAUGGCCUCCCAAAUGUUCAGCUGAUUUUUUCCUUAUUUUAAUUUUGAGAGAGAAAAAAAAUCCUACGCUAUUAAUAUUAAAUUUAUUAAUAUUAAUAUUUAUUUAUAGAUUGAAAAUUUUCUGCCAUGCCAACAUGAAAGGUCAUAUGCAGCAUAUUCAAAAUAUAACUAUAGAGUGAGGCUUGGGAUGAUGCCCUGUGGUUAGGAAAUUAUUUUGUUUGUAGAUUCCCAGAAUGUUAAUGGCCAGAACAAAUAAUGUGCCAGACAUAAAAGGUCAUAAAACAUUAUGAUAAAGUAUUUUGGCAAUAAGAGUAAAACUUAAUAAAGAUUAGGACAAAAUAUGUUAGAUGUCAAAGGUUGCUGAGCCCUGUUAGUAUGACUGAAAAAGUUAAAGAAGGAAGAGCAGAUGGAGUACAAAGGCUGUUCAGAACUGACACAAUGCUAGCCUUUCUUCCUGUCAGCACAGCUCAUACACCUUACCUUAGGGAGUGGAGAGAAGGGGAUGAAGAAAAGAAGAGAAAGGAAAGGGGGAAAAGAAAAGACCAUGCAAAAUCGAGGCGAGGGCUGAAGUCCAAGGUGGGGUGAUCCCUUACCUUGGGCCUCAGCCUUCAUCUCCUAAGCCUCCCCACGACAACGAACAAGGUAUGGGGGGUUAUUAUUAAUAUCAAUGUUAUUAAUGUUGUUGACAUUAUGAUUAUUAUGUUAUUAAUACUAAUAGCAAUGAAAAAUUUUAAACAAUAUAUUUGAAAAUCAAGGAAAAAGGUAAACAGGUGAGCUAGGUAGGACUAGUAAUUGACUCCUUGGGGAUUAUGCACUUGUGAAGCCAUCUGUGUAACAGCAAUCAAUAAACAAUAAGACACAGUGGAGCUAGUAUGUAUUUGUGCCAUCUCAUCAACAGGGGUUAAUUGCGGAGAUUAGAUUACGUUAUAUGGUUAGAUUUUUAGGAUUUCUUUGCUGUACAAUUACAUGCUGUACAUUACGAGAUGCACAAUAAAGCAACAGGUGUGUCCUCUUAAAAGUCUUUCUUGGCUAACACAUACAAUAUUUCUGCAAAGGCAUUCCCAGGGAUUGCAGAGAAGUUUGACAAGUUUCUCUUAAGAGGUUUGCUGAAGAAAAAUGAGAUAUCAAGAAUUUAACUGAAUAUGUUCUUUGGAAUUAUUUGAAGUUUAUGAACAAAAUUAUUUGUUUCAGUUGUUAAUGAGUAGUGAUAUAAAAAGGGCCCAGAUGUAUCUUUUUUCAAGUACAGACUAAAUGUUCCUAUUUUUUUGUAGGGAAAGUGAAGAUUAAUAUAUGCCCCUGUCUUCAUGGCACAAUGGACACAGCAUUUACUAAAACAAAGGAAUAUAUAUAUAUUUCUUUUAUCUGUCUUCCUUGAUAUUACUUCUCUAUUAUUCAAUAUUCCCAUAUCAUUACAUAUAACUUGGUUUUGCUUUACUUCUGGCACAUGGUUUGCAUAUUUCUCAAGUUUAUUUACUAUGUUGAGGCCUUCAAGCAUGUGCAUGGUCAUGGGUAUGCAUACCUGUACACAGAAGCAUUUUGUCUACUUGUAAUAACAACUGAGUAUACAGAGGAAUGAUCACCAAUGAUCUCUAAGAACUGCUGCAACAGAUUUAAAAAUCCCAGAUUGUUUAUGUUUAUCCAAUUAACGUGUCGGUUAGUACCAAUAUAUUUGCUGUAUUAUGAUUUAUUAUUAUUAGUAGUAGUGUUAUUAAAACUAAGGCAUUUAUUGACAAUAUUAAGAUGCUGGACAUUACCAUGCAAUGGAAGAAAAGGAUUAAAAUUUUGUAUUUGGGUACUAAUUGUGUUCAUUGAAAUUUUUGAGUUUCUCCUUCCUCGUACUAGUGAGUUGUUCCUUCCUGGUAUUAGUGUAAGCUUGACAUUAAUAUCAUGCGCGUAUUUCUUUACUUUUGUGUGUAUAUGUUUGUACUGUGCUGAUGACAUAGAAAUUGGAAACAGGAUUGCAUGUUUGUAGAGAAAAUGCACAUAAUGAUUGUGCACUGUAAUUGCUAUUGAGGCACUUUUGUGAAAAAGCUUCCAGCAAAACAAGUUUAUCCUAUUGUAAAUUUUGAAGUUCAAGUUAUAUUUCAAAACAUGUAUGUGCACAAAGUAGUGCAGGUGUAACUUUUAACCUUUUAUCCCGCAUAGUGAUAUCAUAUGAUAAUAAGUAGAGGGUUAUAUGUCAUACAAGGCCGUCCUUCACCCACAGUAUAGAGCCCUAUGAAAAGAUUUUCUUCUACUUUGAUUUAUAGCAUCACAACUAGAGUGGUCAUAGGAUGGGGAUAAUAUAUCCAAACUUGAAUUCACACCUUUCAAGUUUUUAUUUGUGUAUUCUACUGUUUGUGGUAUGAUGCUGUCUGACUGAUACACCCACCAAGAGCAGAUUUAUGAUUUAAGGUCUUUUUAGCUACUGGUAAAUUUAAGUGCAAGACUAGAUAAAAGAAAGUAUAGUCAAAGAAGUGAUUUAACAACCACUAUUGCAAGAUAACCAUCUGAUUAAACCUCUGAAAAGCUAUUUUGUGUAUCUAAGGAACAUCUGGUAAAUAUUUAGACCGUUUAUCAGUUUCAAGGUGCAUCUUCAGAUAACUUUCCUUACUUGAAUACUGAAAGCCUAAUGAAUGGUUAAUGGUUAAAACAAUAGAUUUGCUAAACAUCAAAGGUCAUAUAGCACUAUGGGAAAGUAUAGUAGCAAAAAGGAAAGUCUAAUGAAUUCACAGUAUUGAAUGUGAACUUUUGCAAUUAUUGAAAUAUAUUUCUUUUGUUUUGAUAACCUGACUUUGUUUUAGUAAAGAUCAUGAUGACAUGCUUGGUAAAAUAUAUCGUGGUUAGGUUUUUGACAGCAUACUUGGCUUAGUAUAUUCUUUUUUUAAUUCCUCAGAAUGUAUUUCUAUAUUUUGUCUCUAUGGUCUGUGUCUUUGUGUUUUAGGAGGAUAGGAUUGUAGUAACCAUCAUAUAUCAUUGUAUAUUGUAAUGCAUUCAUCUAUAUUUUGUGUAGAGAGUCAAUAGUAAUACAUUACAGGAUGUGCAACAUGUCCAUUAUUGUGUGCAAAAUAUUUGCUGGCUGGCAACCAUAGUCUACCCCUUUUAAUGCCCUCCCCCUACCAAGCUUUGUACAUCAAAUAAUACUUAUUUUCAGGCUUUUAGCAGUUGUUUUGCAAAUUGUUUUGAGUUUCAUUAAAAAUCAUCAGUCUUAGAUUUAUAACCUUGCCAUUUUUUGCACUUUUAGGAUUCUUGGUAUUUUGAAAGGUUCCAUAUAUGUUGAAGUUCAGAUUGGAGAGGUAAUGUUUAGUGCAGCAAGAUAACAGGGAAAUUUAUGGGACAGAUUAAGAACAUGAAAUAUCACACAGAAUGCAAAUUUUUAUAAAUGUCAAUUAUUCUAAAAUUGGCUAGACUGCUCUUGGAACUGAUUAAAAGGAUAGUCAACACUGUAUACUCAUAGCAAAUGUGAUCUGCUCAGGAAAAUACAAUAAUAAACACUCAUUUGGAUAUAAUAGCAUGUGAAGUAUAAAGUUUUUUCUGCAGUUGCUCACAUGGUUGCGCUUUAUGCGGAUGAAGUGGAUGCUAAAAUGUUAUGCUUAUAAAUGCUAUUCCAAGUGAAGCUAACAAACAAGGUGAUUGCAGAACACAUCUUGCUUUCUUACUUGCCUCCUCAUGAUAAAAAGCUUGCAAUGCAGUGUGCAGUUAAAGAGUGAAUGAAAGGUUACACAUUGCAUGCCUUGAAUAACUUUAUAGAACUAUGAUAAAUUUGCCUCCUCUGCAUAUAAAUGAUAACAUACAGAGUAUUCUGCUGGUUUAUGCAACUCGAAAUGGCUGACUUUUUGGAGUCGUGUGCCUGCCUAUGAUAAAUUAUAGCUUUUCUAACUUUGAUACAUAUCUGGUAAUUUUUAUAAAAAUAGAAUGAACUCAACUCAAGAAAGCAGAGCAGAAAAUGAAAUAUUGUAUAAUGUGUGUUCUGGUGCCAUGUUCCAGCUGUGUCAUGUGCCAUAGUUCAUAUUUAGAUCUUCAUAUUUUCCUAAAUCGUAAAACCAGGUCUUGUUGAAAUAAGCCUAAAUGGUAUUGUACUUAAAUUUGGAUUUAUAAAGAAAAAAGUUCUUUACUUGGCCCACUUCACACACAAUUGUAGAGUGUAUACAUGGUUAUCGGUAAAUGUGAAGUGCAAGACGUAUGAACUUACUAAUUCUAAAAGUAUCAACGAAGAUUUGACGUCUUCUAUUAACAUUAAAAUUCUAAGGUAUUAUAUCUUUAAGUUAAAUGAGUGGGUAGGAUUCAAAGGUACCACAUAUUGUGCGGACACAUGAAAUCCAAAAUUAAUACAAAGAAAUAGGUUACUGAAAUACUGUCAGAAGAUGCUUCAUUCAUUCUGCUCUGAAGUAUUUUGUACUGGUAGUGAUCUGCCGUAUAUGAUGUUUGAUUUGUUUACUAGACCUAUCUAUAUGUAGCAUUAUUAAAGUUUAUUUUCAUAUUCUAAACACUUUUAUCUGGAUGAUUAUAUCUUAUGAAGUUGUGCUUUUAUUUCUUGCUUUAACUUUAAAUUAUGAAAUAUUUAAUAAAGAAUAAUGACAAA